AUGACAAUUCGCCGUUUAAAUGACUCGGCUAUUCGCAAACUGCGUGCUUCUUUUAUUUCAACUAUUGCUCAGUGCGUCGUCGAGCUCGUUCAGAAUAGUCUUGACGCGUUAGCCACGUCCAUAGAAAUUCAUGUAGAUUUGAUGAAAUUUUUUAUUCAAAUUACUGAUAAUGGAUCAGGGAUUACACCAGAUGAUAUGAAAAAAAUUGGUGAAAGAUAUGCUACCUCAAAAUGUCAUACAUUAGAAGAUUUGGCAAAUGUAAUCACUUAUGGCUUCCGUGGAGAAGCUUUAUCUUCAUUGGCUGAAGUCUCAAUCUUGGAAAUAAUAAGUAAACAUCCUGAUUCUUACGACACAUAUAGUACUAUUCUGAAGGGUGGUCAGCGUCUUCAGUAUGGACCGACACGAAGUAGUAGACGUAAAAAGCCCGGGACUAUAAUAAUUAUUCGUGAUUUAUUUUACACUUAUCCUGUACGUCGUAAGCAUUUAUCAGAGAAUAAAUUCAUCAAUGAACUCGAAAAUGUUAAAAAAUCAGUAGAAUCUAUAGCGUUAAUUAAUCCUCAAGUGACUUUCAUAUUAAUUGACGCGUUAAGAGAUAGAAAAAUUGUUACAACAAGAAAGGUUACAAAUAGUAUUUCUACUUUUCGUCAGCUUUUUGGAUCAUCUUUGGCGCAGUCUCUUGAAAAAUAUCCGGUAUUCUUCAUUCAUCUCACUUGUCCAACAACUAAUUAUGAUAUAUGUUUGGAUCCAGCAAAAAAUAUAAUAGAAUUUAAGAAUUGGUCCAAAAUUUUAGGCCUCUUUUCUGCACUAGUAUCACAAUUUCUGGUGCAACAUGGCUUUUCAUUACGUGAGAUUGAGUCAAUACCAAGUUUAGAUAAUUCUUCAACCAUUUCAAUAAUUAAUCAAGGACCGAUAAAUCAUAAACGCGAAUUACCACUUUCUCUUGAAGAUAUAUUUCAUAUUAAAAGUGGAGGUCAAAAUCGGUACACAUUUCAUGAUAAAGAAUUUAAAAGGGAUUUAUACUACGUUAGCCACAGUGAUGAUCUUAUCGAAGAUAACAAAGAUUCAGAGAAUAACUUCAAAGCAAAUGGUCCAAGUUCUCAAGAAUUAAAUACCAGAAAAUCAAAAUCACGCUCUUCUAGUGCAAACAACAAAUUAAAAGCUAAAAUAGAUCGAAGUAAACUUAGAACAUCGAUCUUUCAUAACGAUGAUGACAUAGUUAAUAACUUUAGAGCGAUUUCAUGGGCAAAAGAGACUUUUGAGAAAUGGAAUAAUCCCGUUUUCAGAAGCACGGAAGUUCCAAUUCCUAUGCUUAAAGUAAUGACUGCAAAUAACAAAUUUACUUUGAUCACUAGUAAUUUUUUUUCAACUCGUUCAAAUGUUUCAGAGCAUCGAUUUUGUAAAAAAGAUAUUGAACAUGCUAAAGUUAUAGGACAACUUGAUGAUAAAUUCAUUGCUUGCAAGCUACCUUGUGCGCAAAAUAUUGAUCAAAACAUAGAUGAUAAUGGAGUUGACGAACAAAGACCACGUAAUAUUUUGGUUCUCGUUGAUCAACACGCAGCCGAUGAACGUGUGCGUGUUGAAAUGUUAAUGAAAGAAUUUUGUGAAUUUAAAAAACCGGAUCGAAUGGAUAUUGAAGAUGAUAGUGAUAUACAGCAAGCUAUUUCAUUUGUUGAAACAAUUCAACUUAAACCAUCAAAUAAGAUAAUUUUAACAUUUAGGGAGACACAAGCUGUCAGGAGAUUUGAAGACAACUUUAAUAAAUGGGGAAUAUUUUUUAGCGAUAAAUGUGAAACUAAGACUGAUAACACGUCUAAUACAUCGACCACUUCUUUUGUUUCGCCACAUUUUAUCUCUUCAAAAGAGGGUGACCUUAUUCCUAUUUAUGUGACUCAUCUUCCGAAAAUGAUUGCUGAUCGUUGUGUAUUAGAUGCAAGAAUGACACAAGAACUUAUCCGUCAGCACCUUUAUUGGUUAGAAGAUACAGGCGGUAUCGGCAUCGAUUUUAGCACAAAUGAUAACACUGAUGAAUCUAGAGAAUGGCGGACAAUGAUAAGAAAAUGUCCAAGAGGAAUUGUUGAUAUAUUAAAUUCCAAAGCCUGUAGAGAGUUGAUAACAAAACUUGCAGAAUGUGAUUUCCCAUUUCAAUGUGCACAUGGGAGACCAUCGAUGGUUCCGGUUCUAUAUCUAAAUGGAGCUCAAAAGCCCAUUUCGGUAUAUGGUCAAUUAAAUAAUUGUGAUUGGAAAAAGAUCGGAAUAAAAUCUCUUACAACCGUCGAUCAGACUGAUAGUCAAGGAACAGAAAGUAGUUGGAAACGACGAAAAAUAAAUUUGGGACGAUACCGGAUGUAA
Molecule: messenger RNA, 2349 nt
Organism: Funneliformis geosporum
Lineage: Eukaryota; Fungi; Glomeromycota; Glomeromycetes; Glomerales; Glomeraceae
Source: the annotation of a GenBank genome assembly